Mus pahari (shrew mouse) is the source of this 3773-nucleotide messenger RNA. RefSeq names its product DEAD-box helicase 10 (gene Ddx10). Gene Ontology annotation, molecular function: RNA helicase activity; ATP binding; nucleic acid binding. The transcript has 18 exons. The record is from RefSeq and is a predicted model, not a curated record. NCBI's taxonomy places the organism in Eukaryota, Metazoa, Chordata, Mammalia, Rodentia, Muridae. Gene Ontology annotation, biological process: rRNA processing. Bases 96 to 2723 code for a protein of 875 amino acids. Gene Ontology annotation, cellular component: nucleus.
CCUCUCCACACGCUGGUUUCGCGUCUUCCGUGCUGCCCCUGAGGGGAGAGGUGUCUCGCGUCAAGCGGCGUCGUGGGUCCUGACAGCCCCCCGCCAUGGGCAAAACGAUUGCUUCUGUGGGUCAGGGAACCCGACCCGACCCGGUGCGGAGCUUCAAUCGCUGGAAGAAAAAACACAGCCACAGGCAGCACCAAAAGAAGGAGCGGAGGAAGCAACUGAAGAAGCCGGAAUGGCAGGUCGAGCGCGAGGGGAUCAGCCGCCUCAUGCAAAACUACGAGAAGAUAAAUGUAAAUGAAAUUACAAGAUUUUCAGAUUUCCCUUUGUCCAAAAAAACACUGAAAGGUUUGCAGGAAGCGCAGUACCGCUUGGUAACAGAGAUACAGAAGCAAACCAUAGGAUUGGCUUUGCAAGGUAAAGAUGUGCUUGGAGCUGCCAAAACUGGAUCUGGCAAGACUUUGGCUUUUCUUGUUCCAGUGUUGGAAGCCUUAUACCGCCUGCAGUGGACUUCAACAGAUGGCCUGGGAGUUCUGAUAAUAUCACCUACUCGAGAACUGGCCUAUCAGACAUUUGAGGUUCUACGUAAAGUAGGGAAGAAUCAUGAUUUUUCAGCUGGUCUCAUCAUUGGUGGAAAGGAUCUGAAACAUGAAGCUGAGAGGAUCAACAACAUAAACAUACUCGUUUGCACACCAGGUCGACUUCUUCAACACAUGGAUGAAACAAUAUGUUUUCAUGCCACCAAUCUUCAGAUGUUAGUUCUUGAUGAGGCAGAUAGAAUCUUGGACAUGGGCUUUGCUGAUACCAUGAAUGCUAUUAUUGAAAAUCUUCCCAAGAAACGCCAGACCUUACUGUUCUCAGCCACACAGACCAAAUCUGUAAAGGACCUUGCGCGCUUGAGUUUGAAAGACCCUGAGUAUGUCUGGGUUCAUGAGAAAGCAAAAUACAGCACCCCUGCUACAUUGGAACAGAACUAUAUAAUUUGUGAGCUGCACCAAAAAAUAAGUGUGCUGUUUUCCUUUUUGAGAAGCCACCUGAAGAAGAAGAGUAUUGUGUUUUUCUCCAGUUGUAAAGAGGUUCAGUACCUGUACAGGGUGUUCUGCCGGCUGCGCCCAGGGGUCUCGAUCCUUGCUCUCCAUGGCCGGCAGCAGCAGAUGAGAAGAAUGGAAGUCUACAAUGAAUUUGUCCGAAAGAGGGCCGCAGUACUUUUUGCCACUGAUAUUGCAGCCAGGGGACUGGAUUUUCCAGCUGUGAAUUGGGUCCUUCAGUUUGAUUGUCCAGAGGAUGCCAACACGUACAUUCACAGAGCUGGUAGAACUGCCAGGUACAAAGAAGAUGGAGAAGCGUUACUAAUUUUACUACCCUCAGAAGAACAAGGAAUGGUGCAGCAGCUUCUCCAGAAGAAAGUACCUGUGAAGGAGAUCAAAAUCAAUCCAGAAAAACUUAUUGAUGUUCAGAAGAAAUUAGAAUCAUUUUUAGCUCAAGAUCAAGAUUUAAAAGAAAGAGCUCAAAGGUGUUUUGUCUCCUAUAUACGCUCAGUAUAUCUUAUGAAGGAUAAAGAAGUAUUUAAUGUGAGCAAGUUACCUAUUACUGAGUAUGCACUGUCUCUUGGUCUUGCUGUGGCACCACGGAUAAGAUUUCUUCAGAAAAUGGAGAAGCAACCCACCAAAGAAUUGGUAAAGAAUCAAGUCACUGAAGCAGUUCAGCUCAGGGCUCCUUCCCUUACCAACGAUGAAGUAGAAGAAUUUCGAGCUUAUUUCAGUGAGAAAAUGUCCAUCCUUCACAAAAGUGGGGAAAGACUAGAAGAGACAGAACACAGAUUGGCUAGUGGUGAUAGUGACGAAGAACAGGAAGAAGAGACAGACGAUGAAGAGACGGACGAUCAUCUGGAAAAAGCAAGAAAGCCUCACACUGACUCUGUUGUCAGUAUUGAGGAGGCACAGAAGGUCAAGGAAGUUCCUGUGCAGUUCUUAGACAGAGAUGAUGAUGAGGAAGAUGGUCCUGAUGCUGACUUCCUCACAGUGAAGCGGCGUGAUGUGUUUGGGUUGGAUCUUAAAGAGAAUGAAGCACUGUCGAAAAAAGAACCUUCUAAAUCCAGUGUCAAGAAAAAAUUAACCAAAGUUGCAGAAGCAAAAAAAGUAAUAAAAAGAAGUUUUAAAGUGAACAAGAAAAUAACAUUUACUGAUGAAGGGGAGUUGGUUCAGCAGUGGCCACAGAUUCAGAAAUGUGCUACAAAAGAUGUGGAGGAAGAAGAUGACACUGGUGGUAUCAACCUAGACAAAGCAAAGGAAAGGCUUCAGGAAGAGGACAAAUUUGACAAAGAAGAAUACAGGAAGAAAAUUAAGGCAAAGCACCGGGAAAGACGGCUAAAAGAAAGAGAGGCCAGAAGAGAAGCCAACAAAAGACAAGCUAAGGCCAGAGAUGAAGAGGAGGCCUUUCUGGACUGGAGUGAUGAAGAUGAUGGUGGGUUUGAUCCAAGCACACUUCCAGAUCCAGAUAAGCACAGAAGUUCUGAAGAAUCAGAGAGUGAAGAUGCAAACCAUAGGAUGAAUGACACCAAGAAGAAGCAGGAAACAAGGAAGAGAAACAACACUGAAGAUGAUGAUGUAAGACCAAGAAGUCAUCAUGGAAAGAAGGCCAAGUGGGAAACGUUAGAACCUUUGGAUACAGGCCUGUCUUUAGCAGAGGAUGAAGAGCUGGUGUUACAUCUCCUCAAAAGUCAAAACUAAACAUUCUCUCCAAAGAAAGAGUAUAAUGGACUAGCCCUGACAAAGAAUAUUUUUUAAUUGAGUUCAUAAAAAAAUAAACUUUCUUACAAAAUACUAUUGUUUUCAUUGUAUCCAGUGAUAUGAAAGAUACUCAAAGAUAGAUUCAUAAAAUUAAAACGUGACAAAUUCCUAAAAUAAGUUUUUUGUAUUGUUAAUUAGCCUGCUCAAAUGUAACACAUCACACUUAUAUUUGGAGAUCGCCGGCAAUUAUUUAUAAAAUCUCCAGACAUCUGAAGAUGUUCUUCAUGUGCUCUUUAGUAGGUGUUAUGGGUCUCCACCUAGCUCCUUAUGAGAAAAUGAGAUAGAACCUCUGUUUUGUUACCAAUACUAUAAGUCUUUAAAAAGAAAAUGUGGAGAAAUCUGGGUAUUGACAUGAAAUGAUUGAUUUUGAUGUAGAUUCUUUUCCUAACCCUUUCUUCCUACCCCAUUCACUAUCAAAACUAAUUUUUAGUACUAGCAAUAAAUUCAACCUCUUAAGGAAGAAGAUAGAUGGUAACUUGGGUAUCUCAACACUACCAGUUCAGCCAGUCUGUACUGGUCUCUGAAAAAGUGUAUCAUCUAUCUUGUGUAUUCAGUGCUCUUGUGAGCAGUCAUCUUCCCACAAUUAAAAUGACUGCCAGCUUUGGUGUUCUCACUAUACUACUGCUGUUGAUUCCUCGUCUUUAGGGACGGAGCCAUUGCUUAUUCUCAGAACUUCAGCGUUUCCUCAGUUUAGAGUCUCAUCGGGACUUGCCCAGACUCUUGAGGUUCUUAACUAGUCUGUCUGCUUCUACCAGCACAUCUUCCACCCUGCCUUUCCUGGGAGCUCUCUCUGUAGCCUGUAGAUCUGAGCAUGUUUCCCUCCUCUGAUUCCUUCAGUUGCAGCAUCUAUCAUGCAAUAUAAUCAACCUUUGUCUAUAAGCCUAUUGGUAUAUUAUGACAUUUUCCUUGGGAACAGUAUUGUGUUUUUCUGUCCUUUACACCUGUGGUGGUUUGGCCUAAGGAGUGGCACUAUUAGGAGUUGUGGCCUUG